This is a messenger RNA of Phyllostomus discolor (pale spear-nosed bat), 574 nucleotides long. RefSeq names its product chromosome 12 C16orf95 homolog (gene C12H16orf95). NCBI's taxonomy places the organism in Eukaryota, Metazoa, Chordata, Mammalia, Chiroptera, Phyllostomidae. The transcript is spliced from 3 exons. The record is from RefSeq and is a predicted model, not a curated record.
GCUAUGGCGGUCCCCCUCUAAAUGACUUUGGAGGAUGAGCCACAGUAGCCUGCCUCUUUCUGAGCUGCAGCAGGAGACGAGGGCCUGUCCCUGCCCUUGGACACCUGCCUCAACCCUAGUUCCCUCUGAGCGAUGAUUUACUCUUCCAGGGAGUUCCUUGGCUCACAUCACAGAUGCAGCAUCCCUUUAGAUCCUGUCAGUUCUGGCUCUUGCUCAGAUGUGUCCCGUCCCUAGAGCUGUUCACCAAGAGCCCAUCUGCUGUGGGUAGCAGUCUAGGUUCGGGGGCUGCCUACAGGUGCCCAGGGCUGAGGCAGCACUACCUUAGCGGGUCCCUCUGUCCCUCUGUCUCCUGCUCUUUCCCCUUCGGCCUUCUCUUCCCUUCCUCUCUGUCAGAUCCAAAACAUGGUCCCGGUGGACAUCCCCAAAGCCACCAAGCCGUGCCCCGGCCCGUCACCACUUUGGAGGCCGUCUCCCGGUGCCUAGGGAUCAGGCUGUGAUGCCCUACUGGGUGCCCCACGUUGUGAGGUCUUACAAGAGGGUGAGAGGGGGGCUUUUACAGCAGUGAGGCCUGUGA